AUGACAAAAAGACGAGCAGCAAGCAAGAGACGAAUGUUGCCUCCGAUUGUCGCACGAGUAUGUGUCUUGGCGGCGUUGGCGCAUGCAGCCAUGGCAGCGGGCGAGAAUCAACAACAACAACAACCAAAUUACUAUGGAGAUGAUGGAAGCGCUGUACUGCACUCGUGGGACGAACCCAAGGUUCGCCUCUAUGACACACGCCACAAUACUAUUGCCACGUACGAAGAUGCUCGUGAAUUUUGUAGGCAGCAGCAGGGACGCGUCUUGGCCAGUCAACUAGAAUGGUGUCUCGACUGGAUCCAUCAACCGGAUCGAUCCGAAGAAAAUGUCUUGGGAGGACACGUUCGAGAAACCGAGCAAUGGGCGCCUGUUCGCGCUGCCACGGUCGUCGAUCGCGUGGAAUGGUUGCAGAUUGGACACCUUGCAAAUGCGAAUGCUUCCUUGACAACAACAACAACAACAGCAGGCCAAUCCAACAACAACAAGGAAUCGAUGGACAACGUGUGUCGUACCUACCAAGACCUUAUCGGCACAACAGCCGAUACAACAGACGACUCCAUUUUGACCUUGGCCAAUGGCGCAGAAGACGGUACUACCCAGAUCCACACGAUUGCCGGGCGUAUUGCUACUGGCUGUUCGGGACAAACGGGCAAACCCUCGUUGUGGCAACAAGUGGAAGGAGAGGGCUUGAUUUGGGACCCCUUUUGUGGAAAUUCGGAACCGCUCAAUCCAGCCAACAAACCAUUGGGAGGCAUGACGGGAGGUUGCCCGAAUCACAAAUGGCACGUGGAUGAUAAACGUUACUGUAUGGAACCUCGCCAGAACGGCAGGGCAUUGACCGAGAAAGGGCAUCCGCCACCAUGGCUCAGCAGCAGCGACCAACCGACAACGAACAACGAUAUUCCAGAAGUGGCUUGCACACGGCUGGCCCGAGCUCCUGCAGUUCCACAGACGUGUGCCAGUGUCUGGGGCGCCUCUCAUUUCAUUACAUUUGAUAGUCACCGCAAACAUGACUGCGAAGGAAGUGGAGAGUACGUGGCGACAACAUCCUUGGACUCGCCCUUGCAACUGCAGGUUCGCAUGGAACGCUUCAACAGCUCGAUUCAGGCCACCGUCGUCACGGCGGCUGUCCUCCGUACGGGGCAUCCGGAGGAACCUACAGUGGAGAUUGCGUACAAUGAUUGUCGCAUGACCUACAUGAUCAACCGCACGUAUCAGAACCUGGAUCUACUCUGGGUCCGCAACGGAACAAUGGCAACGGGCACCGAAGAUGUCGUUUUCUUUGUCAAACGAGACGAUCGCUUCUUUCACUUUCGAAAAUCUGGCUUGAGCUUUCACAUCCGAAAGAAACACAGCGACAAAAUGGGGUGCUACUUUAACAUCAAACUGUGCAUCCCGGACAAGCUGAAAGAGUCGGAACGACUGAUUGGAAUGUGGGGAACCCCGGACGGAAUCUCCACAAAUGAGGUCAUGGAUCCUGCGGGAGGGGCUGUAAAGAGACCAAUGGCCCAUUUUGCCGGUGCCUACCGUUAUUGCACUCAAAACUGGUGCAUACGGCACGCCAAAGAGUCUCUUUUCGCCCAGCCCUACUAUAACGCGUGGCAUUGCACGGAGCCUCAUGACUCAACGCUGGAAUCCAUGGUCAUGGCGGCGCCGCCCGAGCUCUACGCCAUCUGCGAAGGCGAUGUGCCCUGCUUAAUAGAAGGCACCGCCGGCGAUCUAUCGGACAGCACAGACAGUGUCAGUGAACAGCGAUUGCUGGGACAAGCCGAAAUGCCACCCAUCGAGGAGGCAAACGAUCCCGACUCGAUGGAGCAAGAUGACAUUUUCGAAACGACCGACGUCAAAGGGGCGCCUCCUCUUACCACUGCAUAUACCAAGGGCGAUCCGCACUUUUUGACAUGGUCCGGGGAGCGAUUCGAUUACCAAGGGGAGUGCGACUUGGUACUUUUGCACAACCCUAGUUUCUCCGCAGGGCGUGGCAUGGACAUCCACGCACGGACUCGCAUUGAAACGUGGUGGUCCUACGUUGAGGCUGCCGCCCUAAGAAUAGGAUCAGAGUGCAUUGAGGUCGUUGGCGGCGACAAGGAACAGUGGAUCUGGUUCAACAGGAAGACGCCCAACAAGCCCUUGGUAGAUGAGCAAUGGUACCAAGGACAGAUAGCUGGAUACAAAGUGCGCUAUCGUCAGGUUGGCUCUAGUCGGGAGGUCAACGUACACUUGGGAAGGCUGGAAGUCGUCUCACUGAAGGCAUACAAGGAUUUCGUACGUGUGGAUCUUGACUUGAGAGAACGACGCCACUACGAAGGAGCCAUCGGUCUACUGGGGCAAUACCCUGGCGGUGAGAGAGUAGCACGAGAUCGAAUUACGCCAAUAUCUGACGUCAAUCUUUAUGGCCAAGAGUGGCAAGUCCAACGCAAAGAACCUCAGCUAUUCCAUUCUUACCAGGGAAAGGUUCGUGCCCCGCAAAAGUGCAUGCUCCCAACUGCCACCCAAGAUGCUCGUCUCCGUGGUCGACGGCUAGAAGAGUCAAGUGUAAACGAAGGCGAAGCGAAGCAGGUGUGCGGCCAUUUGGACAACGCAGACGACCACAAGGCUUGUAUUGCCGACGUCCUAGCAACUGGAGACGUGAACAUGGCUUUAGAGUUUGAUUGA
This is a messenger RNA of Seminavis robusta, 2655 nucleotides long. The record is from the annotation of a GenBank genome assembly. NCBI's taxonomy places the organism in Eukaryota, Bacillariophyta, Bacillariophyceae, Naviculales, Naviculaceae.